GGAUGUAAACAGAAGGACGUUCACCUCUUGGGGAGAGCAGCGGUGGAAAACAUGAGCAAACUGGAGCUGUUAAACGUGUUUCUGAACGACAGGCUGACCGCGGCCGGCGAAGAGAUUUUCCGCGCCGUUAGAGACGCGGUGGUGGAGUAUCAGAGUGAAAUCCUCCGCUCCAAGGAGGAGAACGAGCGGCUCAAACGGCUCCUCAGUGUGGCUGUCCAAAGGCUGCUGCUGCAACCAGAGCCUUACUCUGUCCAGCCCCGAGAAGAUGAUCAGCCCUGUGAGUCUGAGUGGAGAAGCAGUGUGGAGCUGCUGCCACAGGUCAAAGAAGAACCAGAACUCAGAAACAUUCAAACAGAUUCACAUUCACGUUCAGCAAGAGACUCAGAGGAAGGAAACUGUAGUCAGACACUACACAGGUCACAUCCUCCAGCAGCUGAGACUGUGUGCAGCAGACAACACAUCUCCCCACCUCCACUAACAUCCCAGGAGAUUAAGGCAGAGAGAGACAGAGAGGACGACAGCAAACAGCAGCCAGCCAACAGCUUAACAGCGUCCUCUCUGUCUGCUCCUUCACACUGUAGAGUGGCUCAGGGUGAUUCCUGUGCGAGUACUGCAAAGAGUCACAGGACACAGAAAACAGACCAGCAGAUCAAAAGCUUACUUCGCUCGAAUGGAAAACAAAAUGCACACAUACUGCAGAUCAAAAACGUCAGAUCCCUGAAGCCGCCGCUGCCCCGUUCCUCUCACCCAAGCCAGAGCAUCCAGAGGUGGCACAGCUGUAAGGAGUGUGGGAAGGGCUUCAGCUUUGCCUGCCAGCUGGAGGUCCACAUGCGCUGGCACACCAAGGAGAAGCCAUACAGCUGCGCAGUGUGCCGGAAGAGCUUCACCACAGUCAGCAUGCUGAAGAGGCACCAUCGCAUCCACACUGGAGAGAAACCCUUCCACUGCCAUGUCUGCGGGAAAUGUUUCAACCAGUCAGCACACCUCAACACCCACUUCAGGCUUCACACCAGAGAGAGGGCCAGCUGGAGCCGAGCACCGCACUCCAAGUGAACGAAGGCCUUCGGUAUGAAAGGAGGUUAAUCUGUAAACUGUGAAAUGCUUGAAAUGUCCCACUUGCUGGUUCAUACAGUGUACAGUCAUGGCAUUUGAUUGUGUGUUUUAUUGUUGUGCAAUAAAGUGUGGUAUAUGAAGAUUUGACCCAUU
Messenger RNA from Toxotes jaculatrix (banded archerfish), 1206 nucleotides. RefSeq lists its product as uncharacterized. The coding region runs from base 52 to 1053 and encodes 333 amino acids. Gene Ontology annotation, biological process: regulation of transcription by RNA polymerase II. The record is from RefSeq and is a predicted model, not a curated record. NCBI's taxonomy places the organism in Eukaryota, Metazoa, Chordata, Actinopteri, Toxotidae. Gene Ontology annotation, molecular function: RNA polymerase II cis-regulatory region sequence-specific DNA binding; DNA-binding transcription factor activity. The transcript is spliced from 2 exons.